This is a messenger RNA of Epinephelus lanceolatus (giant grouper), 1725 nucleotides long. The record is from RefSeq and is a predicted model, not a curated record. NCBI's taxonomy places the organism in Eukaryota, Metazoa, Chordata, Actinopteri, Perciformes, Serranidae.
UGUAUUUCGGCGCCAUAUUGGAGAGAAAGACAGAAGACAAUCAUCCGAACUUUGUCCCACAGUUAGAGACACUCAGCCGAAGUGGGACGGUGCAACGACCCGGUGUCUCGGUAACCCUUUGAGUUUACCGUCAUGGAGCGGACACAGACCUUCCUGUGUCAGGCCGAGCUGAUCAUGGAGACGGCGGUGGAGUCAGCCGUGUCCGUGCUACACCAGGAGGGAGAGGACGGCGACCAGAGGAGGGCUCAGCUGAGGGCCGUCCUGACGGUGAUGACCAGAGAGGCGGUCCGUCAGAUCUGCAGAGUCUUCAGAGAGCUCUGCGUCAGCUUAGUGAAGGAGAACCAGAGUCUGAAGGACACCGUAAGACACCUGGAGACGGAGCUGAGGUCAAAGGUCGACACAAAUGCCGCAGCCGACAGGAUGCAGACCCUCUAUAAGAUCAAACCGUCAGAUGGCCCUGCCCUCUCACUGGACAUCAGUCAACCAGCUGCCAACCCAGCUGCCCUGGCCAUGGCCAUCCUCAGCUCCGCCAAAUCCAGACACAGAGCUAGCAGCAACCCUCAGGUGCCACUGGUCAUCAUUAGCCAGCCGCUGCGAGAACCAAUCACAGGCCAGAGUGUCAUCAGCCAGUCGCUGCCUGGGCCAGUCGCAGGCGAGAGCAGCCCAGCCCCCCAGGUACCGCCAAAGAAACUGGAUCAAAGUGGUGCAGAGCUUCAGACUGAGGUGGUGUUAGAAAUUAACCAGAUGUCUUCAGAUCCUGAAGAAUCACCUGGAGACAUGACAUCAUUUCCUAUGGCUCAUGACCUGCCCACAGAUGAAGACCUGCCCUCAGCAGAGGCGGAGCCAGCUGUUGUUGUUGUUGAAACUGAAAUAAAGAUGGAGGCUGUCCAACAGAUGCUCACCGACAGCAGACACGCUGAGACACCAAGGGAGACACCAGCAGUGACACCGACAGCGUGGAGCGAGGAGGAGCAGAAGGAGCAGGAGCGGAGGAGGAGGAGGGAGCUUUACAAAGACAAGCGUUUCUUCUGUGAGCUGUGUAACAAAGGUUUCCAUCAGAAACACCAGCUGAGGAAACACGUGUCAUGUCACCUGAAGCCGUUUCCCUGCAGCUCCUGCGACAAAGGUUUCUACAAGGCCAAGAGUCUGCAGAGACACCAGCAGAGUCACCAACUGAGGGAGGCUCAGGAGAAUGACCCCGACAAACUGCUGCACUGCGACCAGUGCGACAGGAAGUUCAGGCUGCUGCGCCAGCUCAGAGUCCACCAGGCGUCACACCGGCUGGAGAAAAUGCCGCUCAAGUGCCACGUGUGCGAGCGCACCUUCACCUCGGCUGGCGCACUCAGGUACCAUGAGGUGUCACAUGCCCAGGUUAAGCCCUUCAUGUGCGACGUCUGUGGGAAGGGCUUCACCAGUAAGAAGAGCCUCCGUGAGCACCAGACCGUCCACACCGGUGCCCGACCAUACCCCUGCCCCACCUGCGGGAAGAGCUUCUCCACCGCCAGCAACCUGCGCGUCCACAAGAGGUCGCACUCAGAGGAGCGGCCGUACAAGUGCUGCGAGUGCGACAAGGCCUUCAAGUGUAAGAUGGGUCUGCUACAGCACCGAGUGGUUCACUCCGGAGAGAAACCCUUCAUGUGUCAGACCUGUGGACUGAGCUUCGGCCUCAAGUACAACUUCCAGAGACACCUGCGCCUCCACAAUGGCGAGAAACCCUUCAGGUAA